AUGUUCAAAAUACUUGUCGGCUUGCGUCGCUCCUGUUGUUCUUCUGUGAAAUCGAGGAUUGAGAACCGAGCUAACUGCAUUUCGCGGAUUUGGUUCGGUCCUCUUCCCAAGGAUUCCCAAUGGAUUAAACCAGGUCGUCUGCACUAUCUUGAAAAUGAUGUGGAGAAGCAGGUGGACAUUAUAAAAACGAUGAAUGGUGUGGUGGUGCUGUUGUACAAUAAAUCCCGAGAGAAACUGAUCUUCGUACGACAAUUGAGGGGAGCCGUUUAUCAGGGAAUUUAUUCAGCAGGAAGUUCUGAGAUGUCCAAAGGAGAGGCUAAUCUGGAGAAGUUUCCACCGGAAAUAGGAGUCACUUUGGAACUUUGCGGAGGCGCCGUUGAUAAGGAUAAAAGCCUUGCGGAAAUUGCGAAGGAGGAAGUGUUGGAAGAGUGCGGAUACGAGGUGACCACGGAAUCCUUGAAGCAUGUAUAUGAUUAUAGAUCCGGUAUUGGAACCUCUAGCAGUGCCAUGACUUUAUAUUACUGCGAGGUGUGCGAUGAUCAGAAAGUAUCGGAAGGCGGUGGCGUUGAUACCGAAAAGAUCCAGGUGUUGGAGAUGUCUGUGGAGGAGUCAAGGAAACUAGUUCAAACAGGAGCUAUUACCAAUGGAGGACCCUCAUGUUUAAUGGGUUUACUCUGGUUCUUUCUCAAUAAGGCACCCAAUCUUUCCACUUAG
This is a messenger RNA of Drosophila takahashii, 714 nucleotides long. Its product is annotated as uridine diphosphate glucose pyrophosphatase NUDT14. Lineage: Eukaryota; Metazoa; Arthropoda; Insecta; Diptera; Drosophilidae. Gene Ontology annotation, molecular function: UDP-sugar diphosphatase activity; metal ion binding. The record is from RefSeq and is a predicted model, not a curated record. Gene Ontology annotation, biological process: ribose phosphate metabolic process; nucleoside phosphate metabolic process.